UGAAGUCCUUAUCUCUCUUCCUCAACAAGUCACAAGUGAGUACCUACUCCUUAUACUUUCUAGAUCUCAUGGAGUGCUUUCUUAAUGGUAUUAUUGCUGGUUAAUUCAUUUAAACUGCAUGGCGAAAUAUAUUAUGUCAAAUUAUUAACUUUCCAAAUAGUUAAGGUGUAUUGUUAUAACAGAUGCGGCGAACGUUGUUGUUCCAAAGGCAUAGUCCACUAACGCCCAAUGUGCUAGUAAAGGGAUGUGUGCCAAUCAAUUUUUGACCCGUGAUUCUGAUUUAUUGAUUACUUGCGUUCAUGGAAUCCUUCGAGACGUGUUUGGACUUUGGAGUACUCUUAAUGGGAAGAAUUUAAUGCUUGUUUGCUUAGUUUGUUGUAUGUACCAUGGGAAAAUACUCUGAUGAAAAAAAUAUUUAAUUUGCAGGUCUACUCUACAAAUCUAGUUGAUGACCGAUAUCUGAACUAUUAUGUGCUGACCCAAUUACAAAAAGGAGUUACUAUAAUAACGUUAGGUUAUGAGCUAAAUGAUCACUUGCCGAUCUUUUUAGUAUAAUUAUGGAAAACAGCUAUCCAUCUUUUUUUUACGGUCUUGCCUAUCUUAAG
Molecule: messenger RNA, 605 nt
Organism: Arabidopsis thaliana (thale cress)
Lineage: Eukaryota; Viridiplantae; Streptophyta; Magnoliopsida; Brassicales; Brassicaceae
Exons: 3
Coding region: 245-403 (52 amino acids)
Source: RefSeq, marked reviewed